This is a messenger RNA of Myxocyprinus asiaticus (Chinese sucker), 2123 nucleotides long. RefSeq lists its product as uncharacterized. The record is from RefSeq and is a predicted model, not a curated record. Bases 902 to 1501 code for a protein of 199 amino acids. The transcript has 6 exons. Lineage: Eukaryota; Metazoa; Chordata; Actinopteri; Cypriniformes; Catostomidae.
CCACAUACCCAAUUAUAAAAGGGUGUGCACACUUAUGCAGUAAAGUUAAUCUAAGUUUUUCAUUUUCUUUUUUCUCUGAAAUGUGUCACUUUGGUUUUCAGUGGCAUUGCAUAGGUUGUAAUUUUUACAUUAAAGGUGCAAAAAGUCUGAUAUGAUUUAUCUUUGUUUCAUUUUUUACAUCACAAAAACCUGCUGUUUUAACAGGGGUGUGUUGACUUUUUAUAUCCACUGUAGCCUAUAUUGUACAUGGUAGAUCUGGCUGCAAUAACAUGAUGAAAAAGUAGAUCUCAUUUCAUAGAAGUGUGAGCACCCCUGCUGGAAAUGUCACCAUACGUGACAUAAUUACUAAUAUAACAUAGCCUCCUCCCCUACCCAGUGCAGUUUACAUUUCAAGUUCAAGGAAAUCCACUGUUAAAAAAAGACAAGUUUUUUUUUAAAGUACAAUAAAUGUAUGAUGUUUCCAAAGUAAAUGAGUAAUGGUGUUAAAUAAUCGUGAUCUUAAUAUUGACCAAAAUAUUAGUGAUUAUGAUUUUUGCCAUAAUCGAGCAGCCCUAGCGUGUUCCGGAUCGCCUCGCGCCUGGUCGACUGUUGCAUUUUAGAGUCAAUGACCAGUGCAUGCGGAGACGAUGUGCACGGACGAUGACCGUGUCCGCGAGUCGAGAAAAUCUGGCCGGCGCACAGUCAGGCCAUGCGGACUGGAGUAUGACAAAAUUUACAUCAAGCAUACUGUGCGUGGAGCGAUCAGCAACGUGGACGCGGCAAGUAUGCUUUGGCCUUAACCAGUCCGUGUCGUGCAUGGUCCAUAACAACGUUCCGCCCUCCCCUGCUCUGACGUCUGGCAGGACACAUUGUUCCUCCUCAGCCGACAACACCCCAUCCCCCGGUCAGAUGAAAUUACUGGAUGCCACCCCUUAGCCACCCCUGGCAAAUAAUCCUGGACACAUCCCUGCUCUUGGAGACAAUGAAUCACACUGAAGAGAAAUUCAAGAAAAUUCUUCGUAAGAAAGGCCUGAAGCAGACUGCCUCCAUUGAGAAAUGUGAUGCCAUACUGGUUUUCUGCCCUGUUGUUUCUCGUGCAGGCACUGACAUUGAUGCUGCACUGGAACAACUUAAUAACAUCAAAGUUCCCAAGCCAGCCACUGUGGUGGUGCUCCAUCACACAUUUGAUCCUGAGAAAAUUGUACCAGACUGCAGCAGAAUUGUAAACAGGGACAGUACACUUUUAGUGGAUUGUCUGUUCCAUGAGGAUAAAGGAUUACUGAAAUGUCCAAAGAAUACAGAUUCAAUUGAUAGAAUUGUAAAAUACUUAAAAUCACAGAAAGCAACUUCAUAUGCAUGUUUGAAAAUUUCAAGUUCACUUGCAUCCUCAGAUUGGGAUGCAGAAGAUACAGAAGAUGCAGUAGAUAGGCCUUUAAUCUCUUCUGAAGGUUCAGACCCUGAGCAGAACACUCUCUCUCAGAAAUGGCGUUUGUUGUGUUGUCGUUGUUGUUGUUGUUGUUAAAUUUUGUGUAAAUGAUCAAGUACUAAGAAUGACUUCUGUUAUUUGUAAUAAUGAAGAAUGAUAUGCAAACAAACAGAAUUACAAAUUGAUAGCAAAUGUGUAUGUAAUACUGUAAUGAUGUUUACAUAUGUUAUGGAUUUAAAAAUUCUUUAGGCAAAAGGUAUAUAUGAACAUUACCUUGUAAAUAAGUAUUUCGUGAUUAGUUUUACUGGGGCCGUGAUUGAUAAUUUUGGGUUGAAUACAAUGGAUAACUAAGGAAGGAGCAAAGUAUGGUCAGUGAAAGUAAGUAAAAGUCGGUACAAGUCAAGACAAGUGGGAGUUUAGGGGGAUCUAGAAAGCAGAACCUAGACAUUGUUUUAAACCAUGUACUGGAACAUGCAGCUAAGAUAACUGGAAUAUUUUUCUUCAUAUUAUUUUCUGUAAUUACAUUUCGUCAUGUUGAUUUCUUACCAGAUUGAUUAGUUGAUUCCAACUAACUAUAUCCAAUCAGAAUGAAGUAAACAAAUAUCAGGAGAAAUCACAUAAAUCAGUCUAUAUAAACUGUGUUCUAACUUUUCACCGGUGUUCCACAGCAGCGACUGAUGGGACCCGGCCGCAUACUAAUAAACGAGCAAAGCAGAAA